This is a messenger RNA of Pangasianodon hypophthalmus (striped catfish), 3406 nucleotides long. It is a transcript of the gene arcn1a, whose product is annotated as archain 1a. Gene Ontology annotation, cellular component: cytosol; COPI vesicle coat. The record is from RefSeq and is a predicted model, not a curated record. Gene Ontology annotation, biological process: Golgi localization; endoplasmic reticulum to Golgi vesicle-mediated transport; retrograde vesicle-mediated transport, Golgi to endoplasmic reticulum. The transcript is spliced from 10 exons. Lineage: Eukaryota; Metazoa; Chordata; Actinopteri; Siluriformes; Pangasiidae. Bases 157 to 1683 code for a protein of 508 amino acids.
GGAGACGUGGCUUAGCGGCGGUUCUGCCAUAUUGAGCCGCAGACAGGCUGACUGCUGCACAGAGGUACCUGUUUUAUUUGUCACGACGCUGCUUUUAACUAGACAGGACGACUGUUGCCGAAAGCGUAACGGAGUAGAAGAUUAAACACACUAAAGAUGGUGCUGUUGGCUGCAGCAGUGUGCACCAAAGCUGGAAAAGCUCUGGUGUCACGGCAGUUUGUAGAGAUGACACGGACGCGGGUGGAGGGCCUGCUGGCCGCCUUCCCCAAGCUGAUGAACACAGGCAAGCAGCACACGUUUGUGGAGACGGAGAGCGUACGCUAUGUCUACCAGCCUCUGGAGAAGCUCUAUAUGGUGCUGGUCACCACCAAGAAUAGCAACAUCCUGGAGGACCUGGAGACCCUCCGCCUUUUCUCACGCGUGAUUCCGGAGUACUGCCGCGUGCUGGAGGAAAGCGAGAUCUCGGAGCACUGCUUCGACCUCAUCUUUGCCUUUGACGAGAUUGUCGCCCUUGGUUACAGAGAGAACGUCAAUCUGGCACAGAUCAGGACAUUCACUGAGAUGGACUCUCACGAGGAGAAGGUGUUCCGCGCUGUUCGAGAGACCCAGGAGCGGGAAGCAAAGGCUGAAAUGAGGCGAAAAGCAAAGGAGCUGCAGCAGGCACGGCGGGACGCUGAGCGCGGGAAGAAAUCUCCAGGUUUUGGUGGCUUCGGCAGCAGCAGUAGCAGCAGCAGCACAGCCAUUAUCACAGACACACUGGUCGAACCAGAGAAACCCAAACCUGCCCCAGCACCCACCAGGCCUAGCGGUCCCAGCAGAGCCCUCAAACUAGGGGCCAGGGGUAAAGAGGUGGACGACUUUGUGGAUAAACUGAAGUCAGAGGGUGAGAACAUUAUCCUGUCUGGCACUGGCAAAAAACCCUCCGAAGCCUCUAAAUCUCUGCCCGCUCCUGUUAACACAGAGAGUGUGCACCUUCGGAUAGAGGAAAAGAUCACUCUGACAUGUGGACGAGAUGGAGGGCUGCAGAACAUGGAGAUACUGGGCAUGAUCACCCUUCGGGUCUCAGACGAGAAGAACGGGCGAAUCAGAUUGCUCAUCAACAACAAUGAUAAGAGAGGAGUCCAGUUACAGACCCACCCCAAUGUGGAUAAGAAGCUGUUCACAGCAGAGUCUUUAAUCGGCCUGAAGAACCCAGAGAAGUCGUUCCCCCUAAACAACGAUGUGGGAGUGCUGAAGUGGAGACUCCAGACCACAGACGAGUCCCUUAUACCGCUAACAAUAAACUGCUGGCCCUCAGAAAGUGGAUCUAGCUGUGAUGUUAACAUUGAGUAUGAACUGCAGGAGGAAUCGCUGGAGCUUAAUGACGUUGUCAUCUCAAUCCCCAUACCAUCGGGCGUGGGCGCACCUGUGAUUGGUGACCUGGACGGAGAGUAUCGGCACGACAGCAGACGGAACGUUCUGGAGUGGUGUCUGCCCGUGGUGGACGUAAAGAACAAGACCGGCAGUCUGGAGUUCAGCAUAGCCGGCCAGCCAAAUGACUUCUUUCCCGUCAAUGUAUCGUUCGUCUCUAAAGGGAACUACUGUGACAUUCAGGUCAAUAAAGUGUCUCAGGUGGACGGGAACAGUCCGGUGCGGUUCUCCACAGAAACGGCUUUCGUGGUCGACAAGUAUGAAAUACUCUAAGGAAGGAAUUCCUCAACGAAAACCCCUGAGACCAGCUUCAGAGAAUAUCAGAUCAGUGGACUGACAGUAAUAUAAACACAGUACGAGCUAGAGAGAGAAAGAUAGAGCAUGAAAAAUUGUUCUUUUCGCCUUCAGCAGUACUUCACCAGGACUUGAACCUUUUCCCCCUUUCCAAAACAAAAAAACAACCUUUUCCCCCUUGGCUGGCGGUGUUUGCUUUAUUUGUAUCUUUGUACAAAAGUAAAUAGUUCUAUGAAGGGAUUGGUUUGAGAUCAUGAACAAGAAUGACACAGCCAAACCAAUCAGUUUGAAACCAUAUGGAGCUAAUAAUUUAUAAAAUCCACCAUGUCUUUUCUGGGUUGUAUAGAUUAUGGAGUUUUAAUGAAGGUUAAUCUAAUUUAGCAUUAAGGGUAAAUUAGCCAGUCUCAUGUUUUCUACUUAAACCUGCUUACAUUUUUGUCCUGGGAUUCUGCUCUGUCUGAAAUCCCUGCACUGCUGUCUUUUCCUGUCCUCGUCUGAAAGAGCCAUCAUUGUCCUAUCUACUCCUUUCCUGCAUAGGCAGGACCAUGUAUUAUGAAAUGGACCUCAUUUUACAUGUAUGUGUAUGUGAUUCCCCCCCCCUCCCAUGUAUCUUUCUUCCUGCUGGACUUUUUUAAUCUCUCUCAUCUGCUGUGAAGUGGCCUGCUGCACAAGUCUAAGCUUGUAUCUGGUUCAUCUGCAUUAUCGCCUUUGCUUUUUCCCGCAAUCUGUAAGCCAGUGGCAUGUUGGAUGGCACUGAAAUCCGUUUCGAGGUCAGUUUUGUAAUACUUCAGUAAGCUUGCUUUCAUGCUUCAUUGUCAAUGAGGCAGUGAUGUUCUGACUUUUGGCAACACGUGUGAAAACGGUUUUUCUGUGCUGGCAUUGUUGUAGAGAGUGCAAUACAUAAGUUGUGGCGUUUGGAAGUCAUCCGGUGCCACGUUUACCUGUAAUUUAGGAAGAAGAGGGCCUGUAGUUUUGAUAACACUUUCAGUCCGCUGUGAUGUACUGUUAGAUUCGGAGUGUUAGCAUUAAAAUUCCUAGAAGGAUUACAGAAAAACUACCUUAAAUUGUUUCAACCUUUGUUGAGUCAGUCAUGAGUUCUCCAGCAUGUCUGCUAACACUGUUAGCAGAGUUGAGUGUAUGUGUUUUGCUCCUUAGUUGUUUUUGACUGCAGUUAGGAUGGGAUUUAGGAGCUUGUUAAAGGAAUAGUUUGGCCAUGAGUAAAAGUUACACAAAUUGCCAUUUACUUGCGUCAAAGCUUGCGUGAUUUCCCCUCGAGUGAUGAGACUAAUGUAGCUAACAGGUGAUGAAAGUCUUUCAUUUCAUUAUUUGUUAGCAAAGAAGCAAAAUUAAAAAGCCAGAUAUGUCAUCGCUAAUUAAUUUCAUUUGAGGUAAAAAGAAAAUUGUGUAAAUUUCACUCUUGGCUAAACUGUUCCUUUAAGCACUAGGUCUUUGCAUCAGUAAUGACACUUGAAGCUCUCUGUGUUCAUGCCUUGACUCUCUCCAUUGCGCCAAGGGAAAAAAGAAAGACAUUCAAGUUUAUUGUUUUGUUGUCUUGUCUCUUUUGUUAAUCAUAUUGCAGGUGGGAAGUGGAAAAAAUCUAUUUGAAUUUUUUUUUGUAACUCUGUAAAAUAAUGAAUAGGGUAAUGAUGAGUAACAUUCCAGUGUAAACUUAUUGAAGAAAUUAUUAAAGUGUAUAAAAGGA